CUUCAAUUACUCCAUCAACAGAUUUAUUCUCGGCUGGCCGACGCACUUCACAGACUCUGUUCCGAACACAUAUUUCAGUCAUUAUUGCACUCUUCUUUUUCAGAAACUUUUACGAUGAAGUUCUCAGCCACUUUCUUCACUCUAGUUGCCAUCUUUGGCUUUGCUACCGCUUCGCCUCAGCGCGGAGGGAGUAGACAGCAGCAAAAUGCAGACAAGCAGGCUCUUCGGGACCUCGCUGGCACAGACGUCGACCCCAAUCUCGAGAAUGGAACCAGGCUUCUUUCCAAUGGCCAAGGACAGUGUGUAGCAGUAUCUGGAAAAGCAGUUUGUUCCGAUUCAUCAGGGGCUACUUUGUCCUAA
Molecule: messenger RNA, 360 nt
Organism: Colletotrichum destructivum
Lineage: Eukaryota; Fungi; Ascomycota; Sordariomycetes; Glomerellales; Glomerellaceae
Exons: 2
Coding region: 115-360 (81 amino acids)
Source: RefSeq, a predicted model, not a curated record